This is a messenger RNA of Aspergillus niger, 1338 nucleotides long. RefSeq lists its product as uncharacterized. The record is from RefSeq and is a predicted model, not a curated record. The transcript has 3 exons. Lineage: Eukaryota; Fungi; Ascomycota; Eurotiomycetes; Eurotiales; Aspergillaceae. Bases 1 to 1338 code for a protein of 445 amino acids.
AUGAAGAAGACGCUGCUCCUAGUGUUUAUCCAUGGCUUCAAGGGAGAUGAUGAUACGUUUGGGGAGUUUCCAGGGCGCUUUUGUGCUCUAAUUAGUCGCGCCCUCCCCGCUGUCCAGGUUGUCGCCACUGUUUACCCGAAGUAUGAGACCCGAGGCGAACUCAAAGGAUGCGUGAGUAAUUUUCGGGAAUGGCUUCAGAACAAAGUCAUCGACCUGGAGGUCUCGAAUCGAACGGCUUCACCGACAGUUGAUCCUUCGGUACAUGUUAUUCUGCUCGGCCACUCUAUGGGUGGGAUAGUGGCUGCUGAGACCCUUCUUCUGCUUGCAUCGGAACAGCCAAUUCCUGCACCCUCUUCUGCACAUUCUGCAACCGACACCCUAGUGGAUUCUGAAUCUGCGGUGGGGGCGCACUCUUUCAUGUUCCCUCACAUCCAGGGUGUUAUCGCAUUCGACACCCCCUUCCUAGGGAUUGCCCCUGGUGUCGUAUCGUAUGGUGCAGAAGGCCAUUACCGAAAUGCCACUACGGCGUACACCGCGAUCUCAGAAGUUGCUGGCUUGUUCGGCCUGGGUGGCGGUAACUCUUCGAACAAGGCAACUUCUACCGACCAGGAAAGAACUUCCAACAAGAGCCUACCUCCUUCGGGUCCUAGCUCGUCUUCAAGUGCAGAUGCUGCCGCAACACCAUCAUGGCAACGAUGGGGCAAAUAUGCCAUGUUUGCAGGAGCUGCAGGAGCACUGGCUGCGGGCGGGGCGGCCGCAAUGUAUUCACAGCGAGAUCGACUGACGGAUGGCUGGGGCUGGGUAUCAUCCCACCUGUCAUUUGUCGGCUCUCUAGCACGACCUUCUGAAUUACGGAGGCGCCUUGCACUCCUUGCCGAAGUCCAAAGGGACCGAGGUAUCGGCUGCACUAAUUUCUAUACGUGCUUGGGCAAAAAUGCAAGUGAUCUAGUGGAGAACAAGAACGCUGGGACUUCGUCGUUCAGCCAGAAGAUUAUACGCUCCAAAAAUCGCACUUUCUGCUCGCUUCCCGCGGAAGUGGAAAGUCCGGCGUCUUCCCAGCAAGACAUCCGAUGGGCCAGGGCUGUGAACGAUAAAGCUGCAGACGAAAUCAAAGCACACAUUAGCAUGUUCUUGCCGAACGAGAAUCCGGCCUUUAAUUUACUUGUGUCCGAUGCAUGCAAAGUGCUGGUGGAGUCGGUUGACAAGGGCUGGUACGCCACGGCCACAGGGCCAAUUGAAGAGGUGGACGGGAACAUGCCUCGGUCCGACGAUGACCGUAGCAAAGACCAGACUGAUAGCGGAUUUAUGGACGGGGACGACGUUGUGGUCGUGGAGUGA